This is a messenger RNA of Racocetra persica, 257 nucleotides long. NCBI's taxonomy places the organism in Eukaryota, Fungi, Glomeromycota, Glomeromycetes, Diversisporales, Gigasporaceae. The record is from the annotation of a GenBank genome assembly.
UUCGACACAGAAAUCACCCAAAACACGCAAAAUUUAUCGAUUUUGGAUUCAAAUAAUGAUAUCAACACAAUCCAAGAAACUAGCUUUGUCGAUUUUUUACCCUAUAAUGUAAACGAAUUACAAUUUUAUCCUUCGAAUAACUAUUACUUACCACCAACGCUUUAUGAUUAUGGUCUAAGCUUUUAUAUACCAGAACCACAUAAUUAUGAUAUACCUCUUGAAUAUAAUCCCAACUUUCUCAGUUAUUCACAACCGUU